Molecule: messenger RNA, 4414 nt
Organism: Sebastes umbrosus (honeycomb rockfish)
Lineage: Eukaryota; Metazoa; Chordata; Actinopteri; Perciformes; Sebastidae
Gene: vasnb
Product: vasorin b
Exons: 3
Coding region: 381-2459 (692 amino acids)
Molecular function (GO): protein binding
Source: RefSeq, a predicted model, not a curated record
CCCAUCCCUCCACUCUCUCCUCUGCUCACCAAUAAAGCGCUUUUUGUCCAGGGGAGUCGGCACUUGAGCGCAUUCCUUGACGUGGAGGUCGGUGUACCUCUCCAAGGAUUUUGAUGAAGACAGUUCCUUAUAAGUUUAACACUCUCACACAAACUUUUUCUUUUAAAAAAAAAAACUUUUUUUAAACUUAGACGCACAUGGAAAACUACUAAAGUCUUUGGAGUUAUACUUUAUAUCGGUGAGCUGCUCAGCUUGGAUAAAGACACAAGCGCAGACUGAGCUCGCAACUUUACUUUUCUUCGGAGUUCAGGGGAACGAAGAACUGAAAGCAAGGAAAGUGGAGGAACAGUAGAGGAGGACGCUUCUUCACUGGGCUGAGCAUGGAGAGAGAAAGAGUCUGCACCAUGAAGGUCUUUCUCACUCCGCUGAUGCCCUUCCUGCUCUUCCUCAUCCUCCCCGAUGGCACCUUGUCCAGCGACUGCCCGAAGGACUGCUCCUGUUCCACACCAGAAUCCAUCUUGUGUUUCCAGAGACGCUCCUCUACCAUUCCCGAGGGAGUGCCCCCAUACACAAAAAGUCUCUACCUCUUUGCCAACGGCAUUGAGGGCUUGAGAACUGAGGAUUUUGAUGGUAUGGAGAACCUGGAGAUGCUGGACCUCAGUCAAAACAAAUUGACUGAACUUACUGAUCGGGUGUUUGAACCUUUGACCUCUUUGAGAAACCUGGACUUGUCAUCCAACCAGAUCACCCACAUUUCAGAGGAAUGCUUCCAGGGUAUGGCCCUGCUUGAGCGCCUUUAUUUGUAUAGUAAUCAUAUCGAGACCAUCCACCCUGCGGCCUUUAACGGCUUGGAGCACCUGCUGGAACUCAAACUGCAGGGCAACCAGUUGACAUCCCUACCUGCUCUCUCAAUGCCCCAACUACUGCUGCUGGACCUUCGCUUUAAUGUCUUUCCAACCUUGGGUCCUUCAGACCUCCAUACCCCAAACCUAGAGUCGCUCAAACUGGGUGGUGUGGGGCUCACCAGCCUGAAUAAGGAGCUCAUAGGUAGUCUAAAGAACCUCCACGAACUGGACAUCUCAGGAAACCAACUGGAGUCCUUCCCCUCAGCACUACAGGAGACCCAGGGGCUGAUUCACCUCAGCCUGGCUGGGAACCCGAUGGGUCCUCUAAAGGUGCAGGACCUGCAGAACCUUGGAGAGCUGCAGGAGUUGGACAUUAGCAGCCUCAGUUUGCAGGGCCUCCCUGAAGAGUUCUCCCAGCUCUUACCCCACCUCAGGAAGCUCACAGUGGCAGAGAACCCCUUCAACUGUCUCUGCACCUUAGCAUGGUUCCCAAGGUGGCUGAGAGCCCAGAGCAUCACCCUGGUGAGAACAGAGGAGACCCGCUGCCAUUUCCCACCGAUCAAUGCUGCAAAGGUAUUGGAAAGACUGGAGCACAGGGAUUUUGGCUGUCCCACUACAACUACAGUCACCACUAGUACUGUCAAAACUACUACUACCCUGCCUGUUCCUGUCACUACCUUCUCGAGUACUACUAGAGCUAUUCCAGUCCCCAGGGCAAGUGACAACCCCACAGAAAACGUUGAUGACAUUCCCCUGCCCCCUGUCCCUGCAUCCCCAAGUAGCAGCAGCAUGGACCCCGGUGAAGAGCCGCAUUUCUGUCCCCCUCACACCUGUCUGAAUGGGGGUACUUGUCGUUUGGACCAGCACGGUCAGGUAGAAUGUACCUGUCCACAUGGCACCUCUGGCAUGUAUUGUGAAGUCCAAAACCAACACCCGCCUUCACCACCUGAAGAUGCCAUCCCCAUGGCAACUGUCAGCGCCGAUGCACCAGACAUCAGCUCGCAUCAAGCAACCGCAACCUCAAUCCUGCUGGACCUGCACCGCUACAUUGAAAUGCGGCCUUACAUCCGUGGAAUCCGCCUAACCUACCGCAAUCUCUCUGGGCCGGACCGCAGGCCGAUUCAACUCAGCCUGCCGGCAUCCUUCCCAGAGUAUAGACUCAGAGGCCUGAAGCCCAACUCCACCUACACUGUGUGCGCCAGUCCACUAGGUGCACCUAGUGGCAUGGACAGUGUCUGCACUGAGGCCCAUACGGUUGCAGAAAGCAAGGGCCCUGACGCACAGUUUGACGACAAGAGGCUGACUACUAUGCUGGUGCCUGCGAUUGCCAUCUUGCUACUGCUGAUACUGAUAGCAGUAGCAGUGGGAGUGGUAUGCUAUCUUCGCAGGAAGAGGGCCAAGGGCCACCUGGAUCUGGACUGUGAGCCCUCCCAGCUAGAGCUGGAUGGAGUGAAGGCUGGUUUGGACAAUGGGGCACUGCCUCAAAAACAGCCCCAAAUUUUGAUCCCUGAACCUGCUGUUCAGAAUGGCAAUCUGGAAUAUGAGGUGUUGCUACUACAGGACCACUGUACAUCAAAUAACAAUAUGACUUCACACAAGCCGUCCUACUUUUGACACCUGGCUUUGACUACUCAGAACUAAAGGAGGAUUUUAAUUCUUCAACUCUGUUGUGAAAGACAGAGAUUGCUGUUGUGAAAAUGGAGGACACAGUAUCAGCCAGAGAGACUGGACAUAUAUUGAACUCAAUGCCCUCCUGUUGUCUAAGCAGACAUUAAACAAGUUCAAAAGCAUUUGUUUUGACUUUAAAAAGCAUCGAAAGUGCCUCUACUCCAUUCACAUGCUGCAUCCUGCUUCAAUAAUACUUCCUCACUCACAUUGCUGGAAUGGCAACCUCUCAGCUCCCAAGCUGUGAUGGUGGGACUAUGUUGUCAUUGGCUGAAACCUACAGUAUAGGGUUAAGGGACAUGGUGACCUCAGGCCCUCCUUUAUCUGCUCAUAAAGGAGAGUGCACUGAAAUGGGGUUGUGCUGCCCUUUCUCCAUCACAACAGCCCAACUAAACACUAUCAGCAAUUGUCUUUGCUGCAUGUUGUAACUCCUCAGUGCUGCCCCAAAGAGAUCAGUGCUUGCUUUGAAUGACCGUUAAGACACCAAAAUGAAGUCGUGCAGAGAAAAUAGCUGAUGCUUGUAUUGCUUUAUUUGGCUCUUGUAAUUUUUGUUUUGUUUUGUAUAUAUGUUUUUUUAUACCUGUGUCUUUAUGUUAUUUUUUUUACUGUGCAACAUUGUGACUGUUAACAGCUCUGUAAACCCCCCCCCCCCACCUCUUGUGACUAACAGACAAAACAGCAGAUUAAAAUCUUUGAAGAUUAAAACUCGUUUGGUACCAGCAAAGUCAAUCAAAGGGCUUUGCCCCCAGAAUGUCAGACAGUCUAAGUAGAUGUGAGUCUGGACAGACUCGAGGCUAAAUCCCCCCCUUCUCGAUUCUGAAGCCCUCAGCCUGCUUUGCCACCACAAAGCGAGAAGGUAAGCAGGAUUACAAAAAGGUACAGAGGGAAGCAGUUGAAUGAACCCCUUCUGUUUCAUUGCUGCGCCGUGUUUCAUACAGUUUAGAGCUCGCCUCGAUUACAGUAAGCACUCACAUGACUAUACCACAGCACAAGAGAACUUCAGAGACGUUAUUUAUUAUUUAUAUUCUCUGCAAACUCUAUCUUAUCCCUAAACCACAAUUCAUACAACAUACUACUUAGCCUGGCCCACAACAAGCAAAGCAAAUAGUGGUUGUGUAUUGUGUUUCCCUUGAGUAAAAAUAGCCUGCUCGGUGUAAUGCUGUGCACAUUUUCUCCUUGGCAAGGAGGGCCCCGGUUUUGCUCACUUGCACCUAACAAGACUUUGGAAAGGCCAGAUGCACAAGAGAAGCAAACUUCUUCAUAUUGUUGUGUAGAGCACAAUGACAAUUGCAAAGUGGGAGAUCCACAGGAAGGUUAUUAUGCCGACACAAUGUGCUGAGAUCCAAAUCUGUGAACAUAGGGCAAAGAAGGACUCAAGGUAACCUUUUGUGUGCAUGUGUGAGCAUGUGUGUGUGUGUGUGAGAGUGUGUGUGUGUGUAUGUGUGUAGAUCUGUCAACCUCAGUGAUAAUGCAAGUACGUGUUCUGUCUUGUGCAAAGACCUGCAGACGUCAAGUUACUAUCAGUUACCCCCCUCUAUCUGCCCUCAUGCCUAGGAGUACAUUAAACCCCAAACACACCAAAGACACAUCUGUGAUCACAUCUGUAAAGUUACCUACAGUACCCACAGUGUUCCCAGCGCACAAUUAACAGUUCCCUGCCAACAAGAUGCCUUGACAACCCACACAAACAAACAAUCAAGCAAUGCAACUGGAAUAUUUGUCUGUAAAAUAGAAUACAUUGAAGAUAACCCCAAACUAUUUUCGAUGUGAUUGUUAAUUUUUCCCUGUUUAUUUUGGGAAGCUCUUUGUUGUCAUUCGUUGUUUUGUUUUUUUUUAUUUUGUGAACUUAUUUGUACAAGUGGAAAAAGUGAUAUUAUCAUUAAAUGAAUAUCCAAAAAUAUAAA